Messenger RNA from Styela clava, 2472 nucleotides. RefSeq names its product DBH-like monooxygenase protein 1 homolog. Gene Ontology annotation, biological process: octopamine biosynthetic process; norepinephrine biosynthetic process; dopamine catabolic process. The record is from RefSeq and is a predicted model, not a curated record. Gene Ontology annotation, molecular function: dopamine beta-monooxygenase activity; copper ion binding. Lineage: Eukaryota; Metazoa; Chordata; Ascidiacea; Stolidobranchia; Styelidae. Gene Ontology annotation, cellular component: secretory granule membrane.
AUAUUUCAGCUUAUUGAUUAGAAGCGUUUGUAUAUCCAAUAGACACGCAAUAUCCCAUUCCAUUUGGCACGCCGAAACACUCGAAGUUCUUCCAAAAACUUCGGUCACUUAUCAGUACGCCUUUGAAAAACAACGGUGAAAUGGAAUGCAGGAUCGCUAUUUUAAUUGCUGUAUGGGUUUGCGUGAGAUGUGAAAUGGAACCGAGCGAAACUUAUACGCACUCUGCUAGUUUGAGAUCUGGGAAUAUAAAACUGUAUUGGAAAUUCAACCAGACGGAUAUUAUUCUUGAGGUUGUGGGACAGACGACUGGAUGGAUCGGAAUUGGUUUUUCACCAAAUGGUGCUAUGAAAUCUGCAGAUAUUUUCGUUGGAUGGGUAAAGAAUGGAACGGUCAAAGUAACGGAUAGGCAUGCCACUGACAAUACCUUUCCCCUUCUUGAUCCUCAACAAAACAUCAACGUAUUAGGAGGAGCAGAGUGUGAUGGUUGGACAAUGUUCAAAUUUUCUCGACAACUUGCUGCUUGUGAAACAGAAUAUGACAGGGAAAUCACGGUAAGUACUCAACGGUUGAUUUGGGCGUAUGGUGAUAGUGAUCCAGCUGGAAAUGAUAUUGUUCCUCAUGAUUACCAUGGAACAAAAAGAGGUGCAGAAAGCAUGUACUUUCUACAGUCUCCAGAACGGCCUACGGAUCUUCCAGUCGGACCGGUAUAUGAAACAUUUGAUAUACUCGUUUCGGAUUUCAAAAUACCUGCAAAUGAUACAUAUUAUAACUGCAAGCUAUUUAAACUUCCCGCAUUUACGAAAAAGCAUCACAUAGUAAAGUUUGAACCAGUAAUUCAAAAAGGAAAUGAGCUUAAUGUUCACCAUAUGUUACUUUAUCGUUGUGGAGAUGUUCUGAAGAAUAAAACAGAUCUUGGAGUGGAUGAACGUUGUUAUAGUCCUAACAUGGAACAUUUUGAAACCUGCACUGUCGUUAUAGCUAUUUGGGCAAUUGGUGGUCAGGCUGUGGUUUAUCCCUACGAAGCAGGGUUUUCUGUUGGUGGAGAAAAUGAUCCAAUAUAUAUACAACUGGAAACACAUUACGAUAAUCCUAAUUUGGAGUCAGGAAUCAUCGACAACUCUGGUCUCCGUUUCACCUACACUUCAACUUUGAGAAAAUAUGACAUAGGUGUUUUGGAGACUGGGUCUGCAGUGUUUGGGCUUGACCACAUCAUACCACCUGGAGCUGAGACUUUUACAAGCAUAUCACACUGUACACCAGACUGCAUUGAUAACAGAAUGACAGAUUCUGGAGUUGAAAACAUCACUGUAGUCAAUGUCGUCCUUCAUUCUCAUCUUGCUGGACGAAAGUUAAGACUGAGACAUAUUAGAGACGGGGUUGAACUACCUUACAUCGCUAUGGAUAAUAAUUAUGACUUCAACUAUCAAGAUUCUCGAGCUUUGCAUCCACCAGUGGUUGUAAAAAACACAGACUCUUUUCAGAUGGAAUGUGUUUAUAACACCGAAGACCGAGAUACAAUCACUGAGGGAGGACUCAGUACAAUGCAAGAAAUGUGCCUUUCCUAUGUAUUUUAUUAUCCGAAACUUGACUGGGGACAUUGCGUAUCGUCAGUUACAUAUAAGUUAGUUUGGCCUUAUCUUGGAAUAAAUAUGACCGAGAUAGAACACAUAGCUGGAACCGACCCGUCACUACUAAAGUCAUACCGUUUUGUGGGCUUUUCCGAAGUAUCCGGAAAAACUGUAUUUGAAUACCUGAGUGAGCUGAAUUGGACUCAGGAAAAAAUUCAACAGUUUGAAACCUUUUACAACACAGCAAAACAUUAUGAAGUCUGUAUCCCGUUGGAUAAAAACAAAUCGAUUAUCAAGCAGUUUGAGGUAACAAACAUCUCAUCACCUUACGUUAAACCAAGCAAGACUUGCCUGCAGACACAGAAAUUACUCUCCGAAAUUGGAGAGGAUCAGAAUGUCUGCCCCUCAGCUACGACUAUUCCUUAUGAAAGUACAACAAGCGACAGCACAAUUUUGAAGUUUUCUCUGUGCUUGCCUCUCGUUGUUGCCGUCUCUAUGGUUUCGAUUAUGUUUGGAUGAAAUUCUAUUGCGGAGAAUGUCGAAGAUAGUAAUCAAUUUGUUUACAUUAAAUCUGAACUUAUUUAAACCACGUGUCCCACAGGAAAGAAGGAAUAAGUUGAGAAAACAUAAAUAGACUUUUCAAAACAAUCUUGCCCAGUCUUAUAUAACCUGAAAAUAAUGUUGUACUCGUGUACUAAUAUAUGCUAACAAAAUACAAUAAUUUACUGUCUUUUGCAAUUUUUUCAAGAUGUUUGAUAUUUUUUGAACGAUUUUAAAAAAUGUUCAAAUCAGCGUUUGUUAUCUAACGGAGUACGCAACAAACUAUGAAUUUGUUGAACUAAAUGAGUAGGUAAAUUUUUCUGGAUGUAGUAUUAUGUAUUAAUAAAUUUUGCAAAAUGAAGAA